CGCAUGUCGAACGGAAAGCGAAAGCGAAGUCGAGACGACCCGACUUCUGAUGAGCGACGGAAGAAGUCCGCAACUGAUGCGAAGAAGAAACAGCACAAAUCAUACAUGAAGGACUUCAAGAAAUGGUCCAAGACGUCGUCCACGACAGGUGCGACUGCAGCCGCCGCCGAGUGGUUGACCGAGGACGAAGCCACAUUGCGGGAGAAGCAUCAAUUCCUUCGCAACGACGACGCGGAUGCUGUCGACGGAGCAAAGGACUGGAAAGUACGCAUGGCAGUGCGGUACUACCAGAAGCUCUUUAAGGAGUACGCGUUGGCCGAUUUCAGUCGAUACACCGAUGGCAAAGUCGGGCUGCGAUGGCGGACGGAGCGCGAAGUGAUCGAUGGCAAGGGGCAGUUUGUGUGUGGCAACAAAGCAUGCGACGCCAGCGAGGGCCUUGAGAGCUACGAAGUGCUCUUUGCAUACGUUGAACAUGGCGAGAAGAAGCAAUGCCUCGUGAAGCUUCGCGUGUGUCGCGCAUGUGCCCUCAAGCUGUUCCACCGCAAAAUCCUCGAGAUUCAAUCGCGGCACCGCCACGACAAAGUUGCCGCCCACGUCGAUGUCCAGAACAUGCUGCAAGGCAAACAAGUGGACGAUGACGACGACGACGGCCACGAUGACGAUGGUGACGACAAUGCUCGUGGUGACGACAAUGCUCGUGGUGACAAUGCUAAAGUCUAA
Messenger RNA from Aphanomyces astaci, 720 nucleotides. RefSeq lists its product as hypothetical. Gene Ontology annotation, biological process: dephosphorylation. The transcript has a single exon. Bases 4 to 720 code for a protein of 238 amino acids. The record is from RefSeq and is a predicted model, not a curated record. Lineage: Eukaryota; Oomycota; Saprolegniomycetes; Saprolegniales; Verrucalvaceae. Gene Ontology annotation, molecular function: phosphatase activity.